Messenger RNA from Camarhynchus parvulus, 1629 nucleotides. Its product is annotated as inositol 1,4,5-trisphosphate receptor-interacting protein-like 1. Gene Ontology annotation, cellular component: membrane. Lineage: Eukaryota; Metazoa; Chordata; Aves; Passeriformes; Thraupidae. The record is from RefSeq and is a predicted model, not a curated record. Bases 1 to 1593 code for a protein of 530 amino acids. The transcript has 2 exons.
AUGGCUUUACUGCCAUUGCUCUUCGUGCUCGUGCAAAGCCUGAUCCAGUACCCCCAGCCAGCUGGGGAUGGGCUGGAUGAGGCAACGCACCGGCGAAUGAAGGAGCGUCAGGAGCUGCUGGACCACCAGAUGGCUCGGCUGCUGCAGGAGCUGGAGCAGCCGGACGAGGGCUGGGGAGCCGUGCUCUUUGGUGCCCUGCAGCAGUGGCCAUUCUGGGUCCUUGCUGGAGUCCUGCUCCUCUUGGGCCUGUGCUUUAGCUGCAGGAGAAGGAGCCAUCAGGACAGCAGUGAUGAUGUAAAUGAAGGUGAAGAAAGAGUAGAUGGACAGAAAGAAUACACAGAGGUGAAGGUGCAGGAAAGCAGUGCUGCCAGUGAACAGAGAAGCAGGGAAAAAGAAGACCAUGAUGGUGGCAAGGAAGAAAGCGGCAGUGGUGGAAUGGAAGACCGAGAAAGGACCGGAGAUGCUGGGAAUGAGCAAGACAUCCUUUUAGUGGACCACAUAGAAUGGCCUGUGGAGGACCUGGAGAGUAGUUGCUCAGUAACAGCUGAGCUGAUGGAGAGCUUGAUGCGUGUCUUUGUGGACAGUGUGAGCCAUAGCUUCUACCCAGUGCCUCAAGAAACCAUCAGGGUGGGCAGUGCCUUUGAGGGUUGGAGUCCCUGUGACUGGGAUGGGGUGUACCGUGUGCUGGUCCCACUGAAUCCCCCACCAGGGCACACCUUCCACCUGGAGGUGAACAGUGCAGGGCAGGGGGUAGCAAGGACCUUCUGUGUCCGUGUGGAGCUGGUGUGCACGUGCGAGAAGGUGCAGCUGGGAGAGAAGCCCUUGUGCUUCCUGCACCACUCGCGGAAGGGGCUGCGGCGGAAGCAGAAGCGCAGCCUCCUAGAGACGCUCUGCACCGGCUCCUACCUGGAUGUGGAAAAAACCUCCCACUGGUUCUGCCAGUUGGUGAGAAGCUCGUGGCUGCAAGUGCCUCAGUGGCACUCAUGGCACUUGGUGUUUCAGCCCUGCAGCCGGUCCUGCCGAUUGCAGCUGAGCAAAGGCAGGGAGAGCCUGAUGGUGGAGAUGCUCUUUGGGGUGUGCCAAGGGGACUCUGACAUCUUUGUGGUCAGCCAGCCCACAGAGGCCAACAUGACUGCAAGCACAGCGUGGCCCGAGACGUACGCUGUGGCCGAGGUGAAAUUCUUCCGGCACAUUGCCAGGCAGCUGCCGUGUGAGAGCUUGCACCUGAAAUGCCUGCAGCUCCUCACCUGCAUCCUGAGGGGCACAGGUUUUUCCAGCUCUACCUGGAAGACUGUGGUCAUGCACGUGCUGACCACAGUACCUCUGUCCCGGUGGAACAGGAGUGCAUUUGCACGGCGGCUGUGGGACAUCAUGGCGUACCUGGACCACUGCCUGCAGCUGACACGCCUGGAGCACUUUGUGCUAGGCAACGAGAGGCUUCCUGCGGAGAUCAGCUUGCCGCCGGCAAUGCGAGGGGUUGAGCCGCCCAACCUCUUUGAGCACCUGGCCCGAGAUCCGGCCGCCCUCAGAGAGGCGAUGCAAGCUUAUGGUCAGCUGCGAUUUCGCCUCUGGGUGCUGCUCUCCCGCCACUGAGAGGAGUUCCCUGCACAGAGCUGUGCUGGGGUGUCA